Molecule: messenger RNA, 1093 nt
Organism: Paramecium pentaurelia
Lineage: Eukaryota; Ciliophora; Oligohymenophorea; Peniculida; Parameciidae
Source: the annotation of a GenBank genome assembly
AUGAUUGUAAUAAUUAUUAGAAUUUUAGGUUUUUAAAUUUAUAUUGAUAGAUCAAAAAAUAAUAAUUAUUAUGAAUAUCGUUUUCGACAUUUAUUAACAAGUUAUUAAAAAGCUAAUUAAAUAAAAAGUAAUAGGAAGAAAUAAUAUCCUUAAAGUCGAUCAAUUUAUGAAUAAUCUAAUAUAGUAGAAUAAUAAAUCUUAAAACCUUAUAAUAAGGUAUUUUAAUAAAGUUAAAAUGAACAAUAUGUAAUAAAUAUUUAUAAAUUACAAUUUAGAUUAAAUAAAAUAAAAAAGGAUAUGGAGAUUAGUUCUAUAAUCAACAGAAAUCAAUUCUUAAGAUAUAUUGAAAUUUUUUAUUUAUUUCUCAUCAAGUUAUAAAUUAUAUGUUAAUUACCUUAAGAAUAUAAAGAAUAAAUUAUAUAUAUGAAAAGUUCAUCACCGAAGAAUUAAUUAGUAAUUGAAAAAAGAGGUUUGAGUGAACAUGUACAAGCUACUAGUAUCAACUCAGGAAGUAGAAAGACAUCUAUUAUGACUAAGGAGAGCAAUAAUUUAAAGGGAAAUCUGUAAAUCAUUUAAAAAUAAACAGAGAUAAAUAACUCUUAACUUAAGAAGGUUUCAAGUGCUGGAAAAUUACUGCUACCUAAAAGUUAACAUUUUAUGUUAUUUGUUAGAUGAUUAAUAAUAGUAAAAAUAAAAACGAUUUUCAUCAAAAGAAGGAGAUGGAUCAAAUGUAAUUAGAUCAGGUUAUUUAUAUAAAUAAAUAUCUCCAAAAGUUACAAUGUUAGAAGAUAAAAUGAAUGUUGUAUUUAUUUAGGAACUUAAUAAAUAUUAAAUAAAUAAUGAGCCAACAUCACCAAAAUCUCCAAAAUUAACAGAUGCUAAUUUAUUUAUGCAUGAAAUGACAUAAAAUGGAUUUUAAUUAAAAGGACCUUAAUCACCUCCAUCUCAUGAUAUUCUUGCAAAUGGUCAACUUAAAAAUAAGAUACCUAAAAGUGUAUUAAGUCAUCAUUAAAAUCUAAUAACAACAUCUGGAAAAAAGAUAACUGAAUCAAAAACAAGUAAAUAAUAUCAAAACACAGUAACCUACUAUUGA